Messenger RNA from Fonsecaea pedrosoi CBS 271.37, 2898 nucleotides. RefSeq lists its product as uncharacterized. NCBI's taxonomy places the organism in Eukaryota, Fungi, Ascomycota, Eurotiomycetes, Chaetothyriales, Herpotrichiellaceae. The record is from RefSeq and is a predicted model, not a curated record. The coding region runs from base 1 to 2898 and encodes 965 amino acids. The transcript is spliced from 2 exons.
AUGUUCAGGCAUGAAGAGAGCCACGGAAAGUAUGCGGUGGUGUCAGAGGCUGCCUGGAGCUCUCCACCAAAAAGACAAUCGAAAGCCCCCAAAUACUAUACACCAUUCUCGACCAGAUGGCCUGCUUUGACCCUGAUCUUCCUGAUCAUACUGGCUUGUAUUGCUGUACUGGAGUAUGGCGUUCGCUCGGGCUUAACGCUGGAAGAGAAGGAUCAGCAACAGAAUCACAGCAAACUGAAGAGACAGGACACAGGGGUAUCAAGCUCGCCAACAACUGCAACAAGUACAACAGUAAUCGACGACUCGAGCUCUUCUACGUCCACACAAGCACUGACUGUUAGCACCUCGAGUGGUGCCUACAUUGACCCAGCGACGACAUCGGCUUCGGGCCCAUCCUCUACAUCAAUCACUUCCACCAUGCUCCCAGUUACGUCUUCCACAACAGCAUAUAUUAAUCCAAUCACCAGCCAGACGUCAACAACACCAUCGACCGUCUCGACAGCAUACGUCGCAACCGUCACCAGCUCAACAAAAACAUCUGGUGGAAUGACGACAACUAUGACAACCACGAGCAGCACUGGUGCGUAUAUCGCGCAAUCAACAACCGACCCCGACAUCUCUGCAACACCCGUCAUGACGAGCGGCACGACUCCCUAUAUUGUGCAAUCCCAGAGUACAAGCACUACCCCGAUGAUGGCUACAACGACGGUGGGGAGCGGCACUACUCCAUACAUCGUCCCAUCAACAACCUCGCCUGGGACUUCUGCCACCCCAUUGAAGGUGAGCAGCAGCACCACUGCAUAUAUAGCGCAGUCUACGGCUGCUCCUAGUGCCUCAGGGAAAGGGACAACCAGCACCACCACCACCUGGUACGAGACGACCACAGGAUAUGUAAAACAAUCAACGACGACAAAAUCCACUAACCCCUAUACUGUGCCCUCUAACAGCGCGACUUCACGUACGCACACUACGACAGCUAUCGCAGUGACUGGUUCGAGAAUCGUAAGCACUACAGACGUUGACUCUCUAUCUCAAAGCAGCUCUUUCGGAACAUUCGGGUUGUCUUCUGGACAAAUCUACACAGCAUCCACUCCAUCAUCAUCGGCUCAAACAAGCUACCAACAACUCACUGCAUUGAUUACCUACACCACAGAGGAUGCGUCAGGCAAUACAGUAACGGCCGUGGCAACAGAGACAUACGGCGUCGCUGUAAUGACUGAAACAGUCCUCGACGCCUCUGGGAGUCUGUCAACCAUCACCGCAACGUUGACCUCCUACAGUGGCACCAUAGCCCCAACAGUCCUCGCUGAAAGUACCUCUGUCCCGACCACACCUCCAGAUCAUCAGAGAGCAAAUGAGGUCGAGCUUGGUCUGGCCGUGAGCAACCUUCAAUACUUUCGCGCCAUAUACCUGCCUGUCCUGGUAGCAGUCGUUCUCAAACUCAUUUGGGCCAUUGUAUUCACUUCUACGAAGAUGAUGGAGCCGUUUCAUCUCCUAUCCCGGGAGAAGGGUGCCUCUGCCGCAGAAUCCCUUUUGGCCGACUAUCUGGCCACUAGUCUGUCGAUUGAUGAUAUCUGGAACAUGUUUCUUUGUCAUCCUGUUGUCACCCUGGUCGGUGUCGUCUACCUUUGCCUAAGCGCUCUUCCGGCCAUUGCAACUCAAUCUACGACUGUGAGAGCGAUCGCAUGGUGCAGGAGCCCUACGCUCAUUAUGGAACGGUGCAACCCCAUGUGGUACCUCAAGGUCGACUAUACGAGAGCUCUACAAGCGAUUCUUUCUCUUAUUGCGGUCAUCAUUCUUCUAGUCAUCGCACUGUCUAGUCGCCGUCGCAGUGGGGUAUUCUCCAAUCCGUCCUCAAUUGCGACGAUGGCUUCGCUCCUCAACAGCGAAGACUUCAUGGAGGACUUGCGGAAAAUUGACCAAAGAUCGAGUCGUUCGUCCGCGAAACAAAUCCUCAGACCGUACAGAUACAUGCUCCGCCAACAUCAGACAACGACGGGUUAUAUCAGGUAUGGGAUUGUAAAGGCGCCUGAACAAUCGCCAGAGCACUCAGUCAGAUACACCAAACAGCCGAAAUAUUCUGCUCUGGCACCACGUCCGGGUGAGAGCCAAAUGCACACCUCCAAAAGUACGCUGUCAAACAGAUUUCUUAUCGACACGAUCUUCCUGCUUUGCAUUCUAGCACUUCUCGGCGUGCUUGUAGGGUACUAUAUGGAUGGGCACGAUGAUCCCUUCAACAACUAUUUCAACCACAAUCCGACGAGUCAACUUGUCCUUACAGCCGCCGCCAGUCUGCUUGAUAUCCGCUGGAAACAGUUGGAGCGAGAAGUCCGACUUCUAACGCCAUAUCGACGACUGUUCCAGGGGUCUUCAAAGCCAGAGGCCACGAUCCUGGUGUCCCAGAACUCGACGCCUCUAACAAGUAUCUUCCAGGCGCUCUGGAGGGGCAACUUCUUCCACGCUUUUGUGGCAUUUGUAGCCAUACUGUCGGAUGUCUUGAUCAUUGCCAUCGGUGGCGUGCCGUUCAACUCUGCCCAGAUCUGGCUCGAUUACCUCGUCAGUAUAUACACCAGCUGGGCGAUACUGGCCCUGAUGGUCCUUACUGUCUUCGCAAUCUUCCGCUGGCGGGCAUUGAACGAGAAAAUGAUGAUGCCAUGUGAACCCACAAGGCCGCUUGCCGUAUGGCUGAUGCUGUGCAAUCGGGACAAUCACCUCCGCGAGGAGAUGCAAGGGUAUGAAACCAUGGCGCCGAGGGAGAGAGACGACAAGGUCAAAAUGAGAGGCGGGCUGUAUUGGGCCGGGUGGCUCACGCAGCCGGACGGGUCCAGGCGCUGGUGUUUGGAAAAAGAAAAUGGGCAGGCGUCGGGGAUGAACAUGCUGUAUGACCAUCACCAGUGA